AUGACAAAGGGAUGUUUUUUAGAGCUUGCUGCUAUUAUAGAUACUGUUGUAAGUCCUCAACCUAACUGUCCAAAUUAUCGCUUUUUAACUACACACAAAAAACUAGCAAUAACCAUUUAUUAUUUAAAGGAUACUGGUUCCCUUUGGAUGACAGCCAAUGUUUUCGGCAUUCAUCAAUGUACUGUUUCAAAAACUGUAAAAGUUGUAUGUGAUGCCAUAAACAAUAUCGUUGGUCCUAUAUAUUUACAUCUACCUAAAAAUAAAGAGGAUAUGACAAAAUUAGCUUCACAGUUUGAAGUAAAGUUCUUCAUGAUACAAGCCUUUGGAUGCAUUGAUGGCACUCAUGUCCAAAUUAAACGUCCUAUUAAAAACGGUCAAGACUACUUUUGUUAUAAGCAAUAUUUUUCAUUAAAUGUACAAGCGGUAUGCAAUAGUAAAGAAUAUUUUAUUGAUGUUGAAUGCAAAUGGCCAGGAUCUAAAAAAGGCACACUACCUCAAACAUUGUACAGUUUACCUAAUUACCAUUCAAUUCCUAACUAUUUGAUUGGAGACCCAGCCUAUCCAUUAACAAACUUUUGCAUUAAAGAGUUUCAAAGUUGUUCAAAUAACAAAGAAGUCAUAUUUAACAGCAUGUUACGCUCUGCUAGGAACCAGAUUGAAUGUGCUUUUGGCAGAUUAAAAGCAAGGUGGGGAUUUUUAAGAAAAAUAGUUGAUAUAAAAAUAGAAACAGUUCCUAUUGUUACUUAUACUUGUUUUGUUCUUCAUAACUUUUGUGAAAAAAACAAAACCUAUGACCUAAAUGAAGAGGAGGUUAUUCAGCAAAUUAUAAAACAUCGAAGUGAUGCAUUGGAAAGCCCAAACCUUCCUGACAGUAUUUACUCUGCUAAUAAUCCUGAAGUAAGAAAAUAA
Hydra vulgaris (swiftwater hydra) is the source of this 909-nucleotide messenger RNA. RefSeq lists its product as uncharacterized. The record is from RefSeq and is a predicted model, not a curated record. NCBI's taxonomy places the organism in Eukaryota, Metazoa, Cnidaria, Hydrozoa, Anthoathecata, Hydridae.